Molecule: messenger RNA, 426 nt
Organism: Quercus lobata
Lineage: Eukaryota; Viridiplantae; Streptophyta; Magnoliopsida; Fagales; Fagaceae
Product: trihydrophobin-like
Exons: 1
Coding region: 1-426 (141 amino acids)
Source: RefSeq, a predicted model, not a curated record
AUGGUUCACAAUGCUGGUUUUGAUAGAGUUGGAAUAGUGGGGAUAGACGGAAAUGUGGGUAAUGGUGGCAGCGUUGGCUUUGGCAAAGUUGACAAUGGAGGAAGCAUAGGUGGUAGCGUUGGCUUUGGCAACGUUGGCAAUGGAGGCAACAAAGGUGGCAGUAUUGGCAACUUUGGCAAUGGAGGCAGCAAAGUUGGUAGUGUUGGCUUUGACAAUGUUGGCAAGGAAGGCAGCAAAGGUGGUAAUGUUGGCUUUGACAACUUUGGCAAUGGAGGCAGAAUAGAUGGUAGCGUUGGUUUUGGCAACGUUGUCAAUGAAGGUAAAGGUGGUAGCGUUUGCUUUGACAAAGUUGGCAGUGAAGGCAAAGGUGGUAGUGUUGGUUCAGGCAAUGUGGGUAUGACUGGCAAGUUUGGUAUACUAGGUUGA